This is a messenger RNA of Acytostelium subglobosum LB1, 1314 nucleotides long. RefSeq lists its product as hypothetical. Lineage: Eukaryota; Evosea; Eumycetozoa; Acytosteliales; Acytosteliaceae. The record is from RefSeq and is a predicted model, not a curated record. The annotation marks the transcript as partial. The transcript is spliced from 4 exons. Gene Ontology annotation, biological process: positive regulation of substrate adhesion-dependent cell spreading; cell-cell junction organization; positive regulation of integrin-mediated signaling pathway. Gene Ontology annotation, cellular component: focal adhesion; cytoplasm; cell-cell junction.
AUGUCGAAUAACAAUGCAAAUGUACUAUCACAGAUGGAUGACCUGAUGGCAGAGUUGGGCAUCUUGGGCGAUCAGGCCAACACACAGAUGCAGACAAGCUCAGGCAACCUUAAUACAUCGGCAAAGGGAGGUAACUUCUUGUCGUCUGGACCGGGACUCGUGCGCCCUCAGAUGACACAGAGCUCGGGUUUGGCCUCGGUCGGCGUGUCAGCCGCCACCCCCAUAUCACUGGCGCAGGUCACGCCCGACGGCCGUCUCGUCAAGCCAACAGGCCCACCAUGCGCACACUGUGGCGAGAUGAUCAUUGGUAUCUCCACAAACGCCCUCGGCAAGACCUACCACCCAGAGCACUUUGUCUGCACCUACUGCCACCAGCCAUUCAAGGGCUCGUUCAUCGAGCACGAGGGCAAGCUCUAUUGUGACCAAGACUACAACGACCUGUUCAGUCCUCGCUGCUCGGGCUGCCAAAAGCCCAUUGAGGACAACUGCAUCACAGCCGUCGGCAACCGCUACCAUCCCGAGUGCUUCAGCUGCAGCGGCUGUGGCACAUCGCUCAAGGGCAAGCCAUACAAGGAGGAGGACGGCGAGUGCUACUGCACCACCUGUAAGGUGGCCCGCCAGAAGCGUCUGGCCUCCAAGCACGAGAUCUGUGCCAAGUGCAAGCUGCCAAUCACUGGCGAGUACAUUACAUUGGGCGGACAGCCACUCCACUCUGAGCAUUACCGCUGUGAGGAGUGUGGCUGUGAGUUCAAGGGCAAGACCUGUCACGAGUAUGAAGGUAGACUCUACUGUUACGAUGACUAUCAGAAGCAAAUUAGAAAUAUCUGUGGUGGCUGUUCAAAGCCUAUUGUUGGACGUUCAGUUACAGCCUUGGGCAAGGUCUGGCAUCCAGAGCAUUUCACCUGUACAACAUGCCAAGUACCAUUCGCAGGCAGUUCAUUCAGAGAGCAUCAAGGCAAACCAUACUGUGAGACUCAUUAUCAUCAGUACUUUGGACGUCUUUGUGUCAAGUGUAACAUACCGGUUGUGGAGAAGGGCGUUGAAGCCUUUGGAAAGAUCUACCAUCGCGAGCAUUUCACUUGCCAGGGUUGUGAUACACUGCUCGGCAAGGAGGUGCUGGACUGGGACGGAAAGCCUCUGUGCUACAAGUGCUACGAAGCGCUGCCCAAGGAGGUGCGCAAGAGAAUCAAACAAAAGAAGCACGGAGACAAGAAGAUCGCCACCGAGCGAGAGAAGCUGGCCAAGAAGGAGGCAAAGGAGCGAUUGAGGGAGAAAGAGAGAACAGCAGCAGCAGCCGCAGCCUCCAAGAAGAAA